Messenger RNA from Archocentrus centrarchus (flier cichlid), 2774 nucleotides. It is a transcript of the gene ypel2b, whose product is annotated as yippee-like 2b. NCBI's taxonomy places the organism in Eukaryota, Metazoa, Chordata, Actinopteri, Cichliformes, Cichlidae. The transcript has 5 exons. The record is from RefSeq and is a predicted model, not a curated record. The coding region runs from base 289 to 648 and encodes 119 amino acids.
UUGCGCGUCAAAACAUUGCGUCUCUGCAGGACUUACCAGGGCUAGAGAGGAGAGGAAAUUGGCUGGGAAGGAAUGCGAAAGAGGUUUUAGGAUUGGCACUGCCACGAGGAAAAAACGAGGAGGUGCGACAUUUUCUAGGCUACGUGGAGACUCGUAUUUUCUUCCUUUCAAAGGUGUUCACCUCCCGACCCACCGCCCACCACGGCCCUCACCUGUGUGUUGCGGUGCUUCCCCUGUGAGCCGACCUGGGCUGGCAGUCCCUUCUUGCACCGCCCGCCAACCCCGCCCAUGGUCAGGAUGACGCGCUCCAAGACCUUCCAGGCAUAUCUGCCGAGUUGUCACCGGACCUACAGCUGCAUCCACUGCCGAGCUCACCUGGCCAACCACGACGAGCUCAUCUCCAAGUCGUUCCAGGGCAGCCAGGGCAGAGCCUACCUGUUCAACUCAGUGGUGAACGUUGGGUGUGGCCCUGCAGAGGAGAGAGUUCUGCUGACAGGCCUGCAUGCUGUAGCAGAUAUCUACUGUGAGAACUGCAAGACAACCCUUGGCUGGAAAUACGAACAUGCUUUUGAGAGCAGUCAGAAGUAUAAAGAGGGUAAAUUCAUCAUCGAGCUGGCCCACAUGAUCAAAGACAACGGCUGGGACUGAGGGGCGAGCAGCCGGGUGACAACCGCAGCAGAGAACGAGGAAAAGGGGAAGAGAGGGACUGGGUGGAGGGACUGGGUGGAGGGAUGGGAGGGAGGGAGUGGGGUUGUGUGUGGUGGGUGAGUGUGUGACUUUGGUUUGGCUGAUUUACCAUUAACCUUUGUAACUUACUACCCAUCCCUCCCUAUCACACCUCUCGAUGUACACACACAAAAUCACACACGUCAAGGUCCCAGACAUCCCAGUUUGACAGAGAGACGGACUAGGCAGGCUUGUAUGCAGCUAGCAGGACUAGGUGACUGGCCAGCAACAGUACACGAGGCAAGAUGUCUAAUAUUUUUUUCUGAAACAUGAUUUAGUAGCCUUUAAAAAAGAUGGCCGCACACCCUCUAUACCUGCUAGAGACGUCUCCACUGUGUGAAGUAUUCUACCUUGUCCAAUAAUAACCUUGUCUAAUGUUAACGGGAAAUUUAGCCAGAGCGAGAUCAGUUGGCCCAGCCUGCAGGGGUUCAGCGGCCUUGAAUGAAGAGCUGACAGGUGUCCACUCCGUCCUGGGCGUAAAAGAGAUGACCUAAUAUGAUUAUAGCAAAUCCAGCUGAUCGGGGCCAUGCCAGCUGGGCCAUUGAUGAGGCCUGGCGCUGAGGCUUGGCACGGAGGCCCGAGCACAUGGGCGUUGAGUUGCGGUCGGGGUGCAGAGAUUGCCGCCCACCGGGGCUCUCACUCUAAAUGGUGGGGAAGGAGGAGGUCCUGAUCCAGUUUUGUUGUAGCUCUGAUGACCUCUGGCUGGGAUCCACUCCAUGUCUUGCCAGCCGUGCAGCUCAGGAGGGGCAGGGUGGGCAGAGAGUGAAAGAGAGAUACAGAUGGACAGCCACCAGCUUGUCCCAAAACCUCACAGGAAUUUGCCCUCACAGCAGCAAAGCAGCUCCCCCGGGUUUUAUUCAUCCUUCAAUACACCGAAGUUGUGCAAAGCGAUCUGCUGAUCCUUCCCUGAGUCCGUCAAGAGUCGGCAGAUGCGUUGCCGCGUUCACCUUUGUUACUUGGCCAGAUUGAAUUACAAAAUAUAGGCACGUCUCAGGUCAGCAGCUUCAGCUGGAGUUCCUAAAGUUUUGCAAACACUGUGAGCAUCUUUCUGCUGCUGGAGGAGGAGCAAAGGUGAUGAGGCUCUGCAGGCUUUAAUAGGAGAGCAGUGAUUAGUCUGACACAAAGACAUUUGAAGAACCCAACCAACCAGUGGCUAAUGAGUGACUGGUUUCAUGGGCCAAGAGAACAUGAGUUAUAUAUGACAACAGAGGCAGGCUCUGCAGAUUUUCACUCAUCACUUUUAGGCUCUCUUUCAGUCUGGGAUGACUGCUGUUUAGCUGCUGUUACCCUGAUUGUUAACUAACUGGCCCUCAUCUAAAUAAAAAAAAGGGCAACAUUAUGAAGCAAUGUACGAGAUAGGUUCACAUUUUCUUUUGCUCCUAAAUGCACCGACACACACUCUACCUAGCUUACUAAAUAUUCCCAAUGCACUAUGGGUCUUGGAUUUAUGACAUCAUGAGGUAACAUUACUGGGAAGCAUUGCUCAGGUUCAUUGAUGCUAACUUUUCUUUGCUAAGGCCAGGAUCCUACUAAACGAGCUGGAUGUGUUAUUCUCCGAUGGAAAUGUAUUGUUUUCAAAUGAGAGAAUUUAUUACAGCUGCCUCCAUCCCAUGCACAUGCAACGUUAAUGCAUGCACGGUAUAAAGUUUUCUGACUAGUUUUGUGCUAGGUCCUCAUGACGUUUUUGUGAAACAGAGCAUUUUGUGCGUAUUAAAGUUGCAAUGAAACCUUGUGCUGUAACUUAACAUCUAAUCGGCUUCAUCUCAGUCCGUUUGAGCUGUGAGAUCCCUGUGCAGUGGCACAAAAGCAUUGCUGGCUAAAUGUGAUCCUGGUUUAGAAAAGUAAAAAUUAGUUGCUCUGUUUGCCAACACGCAUAGUUUCCUGCGAACAUUGCUCUAGAAGUUGCCCUCUGUAUGGAGAGUCCUUUUCAGUUGCAACUAAAUCUAAACAGUUAACUCUUGUCAGUAACUCUCAGCAGCUCACCGCUCAGUCAGAGGCUGCAGCAUUAAAAAAAAAAAAAAAUCCAGCACUACCAAAGAACCCACCCA